AUGUCGAGAGACCGUUUUCGAAGCCGUGGAGGCGGCUUCCAUCGGCGCGGCGGCGGCGGAGGCCGAGGUGGCCUCCCCGGCAACCACGACUUUCGUUCGCCGCCGCCGAGUAUGGCGGGCGGUAUGGGGCAACCGCGCGGCGGCCACCAUCAUAUCAGCGGCGGCGGCCCCCCGAAGCCGGAGCCUGCUAAAACGCCGAUCUCGACCUCCACUCCGCCUUCCUCCGCUGCCUCCGUUUCCGCCAGCCCGGCAGGCUCGUCGCCUUCCUUGGGGCCGAACCAGAAUCAGGUCGGCGCGCCGGCCUCGACCUCGUCUUCCGCCUCCUCCGUUUCCACACCGAGUUCGGUCUCGGCACCAGCCGCCCCCUCGGGGCUCCAGAGCGGCAGCCGAGGAGGGGAGACGCAGCCGCCCCCGCCGCAGACGAACGCGCCGCCGAACCAAAGUCCCGGGCAGGGCGGCUCCAAGAAGGGACCCGGGCCAUCUCCCGGAGGUGGAGGGGGACCCGUAGGUGGCCUGAAAGGAGGCCCGGGAGGGCCGCAGUCAGGAGGCGGCCCCAAGAGCGGCGGCGGCGGCAGCGGGGGGCCCGGACAGCAACACCGAGGCGGCGAAAGGCGCGGGGGGCAGCACCAGCACCAGUCUCACCAUCACCAACACCCACCCCCGCCGCAGUCGCAGCACCAGGGCGCGGGGGACGAGAAGGUCUCCGACGCUGAGGGUUUUAAAGCAAAUCUGUCACUUUUGAGACGCCCUGGAGAGAAAACAUAUACUCAGCGCUGCCGUCUGUUUGUUGGGAAUUUGCCUGCUGAUAUUACCGAAGACGAGUUUAAGAGAUUAUUUUCCAAAUAUGGCGAACCAGGAGAGGUCUUCAUUAACAAGGGGAAAGGUUUUGGCUUUAUUAAGCUGGAAUCCCGAGCUUUGGCUGAAAUUGCAAAGGCAGAACUUGAUGAUAUUCCUAUGAGAGGAAGGCAGCUUCGUGUGCGUUUUGCCACCCAUGCUGCUGCUCUUUCUGUGCGUAAUCUCUCCCCAUAUGUGUCAAAUGAAUUGCUGGAAGAAGCUUUCUCUCAAUUUGGACCAAUUGAAAGAGCUAUUGUGAUAGUAGACGAUCGCGGCAGAUCCACAGGAAAGGGCAUUGUGGAAUUUGCAUCUAAGCCUGCAGCUCGAAAAGCAUUUGAACGUUGCACUGAAGGUGUCUUUCUUCUGACAACCACUCCUAGGCCAGUUAUUGUGGAGCCUCUUGAACAGCUAGAUGAUGAAGAUGGUCUUCCAGAAAAGCUGGCUCAGAAAAAUCCAAUGUAUCAAAAGGAGAGAGAAACUCCUCCACGAUUUGCACAACCUGGAAGUUUUGAGUAUGAAUAUUCUCAACGGUGGAAAUCCUUGGAUGAAAUGGAGAAACAGCAGAGAGAUCAAGUAGAGAAAAACAUGAAAGAUGCCAAGGACAAACUGGAAAGCGAGAUGGAGGAUGCUUAUCACGAGCAUCAGGCAAACCUUUUACGCCAAGAUCUCAUGAGGCGACAAGAGGAAUUGAGACGCAUGGAGGAACUUCACAAUCAAGAGAUGCAGAAACGAAAAGAAAUGCAGUUGAGACAAGAAGAAGAGCGACGUAGGCGGGAAGAAGAGAUGAUGAUCCGUCAGCGUGAGAUGGAAGAACAAAUGCGAAGACAGAGGGAAGAAAGCUACACUAGAAUGGGUUACAUGGAUCCUAGAGAAAGAGACAUGAGAAUGGGUGGUACCAGUGCAAUGAACAUGGGAGAUCCCUAUGGUACAUCUGCUCAGAAAUUCCCACCAUUAGCAGGUGGCACUGGCCUUGGCUAUGAGACCAAUCCAGGAGUUGGACAGACAUCCAUGAGUGGCACUAUGAUGGGAAGCGAUAUGCGCCCUGAGCGAUUUGGACAGGGAGGUGCGGGGCCUGUAGGUGGCCAGGGCCCUAGAGGAAUGGGGCCUGGAACUCCUGCAGCUUAUGGGAGAGGGAGAGAAGAAUAUGAAGGCCCAAACAAAAAGCCCCGAUUUUAGAUGUGACUAGUAGAUUUUUCAUUCCAGUUUGUUUUAUUUGUCUUGUUUAGACACUACUUUUUUUUUUAAUUCUUGCAUUUUAGUAAGAAAGCUACGUUUUUAUGGAUGUUAGAACUUAAAAUGAUUUAGAAUUUGUAAGUGGUCUGGGCAAAAAAAAAGUCUAAUUAUGUAAUGCAGUGUUCUAAACUUAGCUUUUUUGAUGUAUAACGUCCCUACCUUGAUGGCAAUGUACUGUGUGCCAUAUGAAAUCCCAAGUGUAAACUUUUUUUACUGUGCUUAAAAUAAAUAGUCUAAAUGUAGCAAGAUUCUUUUAUCAUAAACUUCUGAGCAUAGAGGGCAAAUAACACUUCCAAAAGGCAAUGAAUUUCUUGAAAUGAGAUCUGGAGUGUUGCACAAUACAUGUGGCUGGGAUGCUACCGUGCCGUAAAGCCUAAAAAUAUAUCUGCAAUUUUAAAAUCUAAUUGAACUUUGAUAUUUCAUAUCAAAUGAAGUCUUACCCUUAGAAAAGGCUUUGAGAAUUCUGCAAAACUUUGACUAUGAUUAUUCAAGUAUACGUAUUUGGAAUUUUAACGUCCUUACAAUGAGGAAGCAAACUGAUUUUGGGUGAAAUAGAUCUUUAACUUAAUGAACAAUGUAGUUCAGUUUUGAAUAAGGAGGUGGGAAGGAAAUGGGUAAGGGCCAGUAAUCUUAACAGUAUUGGCUGUUGCCUCUCCAAAGGACGUUUCCAUCCUAACUGUUACAAGUCAGCAUAACUUUCUAUAUGUUAUUCAGAAUCUCAUUCUUUUAAUAAGACUCAAAAUUUGAGAUCUGGUUGAUCUAUUUCACUUCUAAUUCUUUUCCUAGUUAAGCAUUUUAGUGCCCACCAGACGUUUUAUCUUAACAGAAUCCUUGAUGAUUGAAUAUUAUCUGUUGAAGUUGCAAUCCAAAUAUUGGAAGGAGUACUUUUUUUUCUUGAUUUAACCAGUGUAAUCUUGAUCCAAAAGGUUUGAGCAUUGGUGGGCACUUGUGUAUUAUAUUUAACAUCAAAACUUCACUUAAACGCAGAAAUGAAAUAUCCUUUCAGGAUUACAGUAGUAAUUUUAUUAGAUUAAAGCCUGACAUACAGAAAUCUUAAGUACCAUUAAAAUGGAAAUAUUUUUUCCCUUGGGCUACAUAGUAUCAACUUGUGCUGUUGACUUGGUAGAGUUGAAUCAUUUUGUAUUUAUUAAAAUGCUGUAAGAAGUUAAGCUGUCUUGGACUCUAUACCCUCGUGCCUAAAAUAUACUGGGUGCUCAGUUUCCUGGUAUAAAAAGGUACAAUGGCUUGGUAAAAUGAAGAUGAACCAGAUCAGAGAAACAUUCUGUGAUUAAUCCUGUUGGUUUUUUAUUCAAUAACUUCGGUGCUUUAAAUCCUUUAAAUAUAAGGGCGGGAAACUUUCCCCCCCCUCUAACGGGGAGCCAUUUUAUAUCUGUUUAAAACAGUUACUCUGGGUAAUGUUGCAUUUACUCUACCUUUUUUCCCCAGAAGGUUGUUGAGAGAGGGGCAUAAAAGUUUUGGCAAGUCAGUACUGAUUACUUGCAGGCAUCCUGUUUUGGCUGGGUUUUUUUCCCCCCUUUCAACUGUUGACACUCUCUGUGCUACUACCUCCAGUAGCUUGCGAUAACCAGAAUGCCAUACGUGGUCCCCCCCAUCCCUACUUUUAAAUGUGCUAAAGCUGAGGAAGAAUCAGUUACCUGUAAGCCGCUUAUAACUGCAGCGUACGAAACUUCACGGCCACCAGUUGUUAACGUAUUUUCGUUCUGCAAAAUGGAUUGACUCAAAAGCUUGUGCUUGAGCCAAAAGCCUUUUGAAAAACCCAAGAAUGGUAAAACAGCUGAUAUUCAAGGUUGCUGGACUCUGCCUCUCAUUUAUUUUAGUGUUGUGGUUGAAUUAAGCUUAUAUUCCCAGAAGCUUCAAGAAGUUUACCAUCAAAGGGGGAAGAACGCCCACAGUUCUUGCAUUGACUUCUGAUGUAGAGAAAACCCUUGUGAUACAAAUGUGGACUUUUAACUUGUGUCCUGGGCUGCGCACAGCUCAGUUCUGCUUUUCUCACGGAGGUGUUCAUGGACACCCGCUGUAGGAAAAACACCAAGACUGACAGUGGUGGGGCCUCUGGAAAUGGAAACUAAUUUUCAGUUUAUUUUUCAGAUUACAUGCCAUUUUUCCUUAGGAUGCUGGCACAUAUCCUAAACCAUGUUCUUUUGUAGUACUGUAAUCUUGGACGAGUGAAGGAAGCUGAUGGUCCCAUUUCCUUCCUAAGGUUCAUCUCUUGUUUACAUUUUGUCUAAACUUGGCUGAUAUUAAAACGGGAAGGAAAUAUUGAGGGGGCCAAUGUAGAUUUUUUAACACUUUACUGGACGAGUACUUUUGUCAAACGUCCUUAUAUAAAAUACGCACAGUAGUCUGACUUCCAAAGGAUAACAAGCAGGCUGAUCCCUCAGUAGCAAACCAAUGGUUGGGGGAGUUUUCACUGAAUUGAAUGUUCCAUCUUUUUUAGCUUUUUUUCUAAAUGGAUUUAAAUAUUUGUUUAGAUUUACAGAUGAUGCCUUUUGAGCAGAAGACAUAACUAUUCUACUUCUGCGGGCCAUUAAGCCUUUAGGUCAUGCAUAAGUUAUCCCAAUCCAAGGGUCUACCCAUGUUUAACAAUCCUAGCAUGCUAUAAUCACCUUGUUAGUUGUAAUAAAUGAAUUUCUGUUUCUGUGCGUAUUUUGUGGUAUAUUUGUUUUUUUAAAAAAGUUCUUGGCAUCUCCUUGGCAACCACUUGUGGCAGCAUGCUUUUCUCUGGAGUUUGAGACUGCAAUAUGACACUGUUUAAAAGUAGUGGCCUGCUAUGUAACAGCACUUAGACAGCAUUUCCGCAGUGCAUAACUGUGAGGAACGUAGUACCACAAGUGGCAAUGGACAUUAGCACCUGGAUGUAGUAUUCCUGCUUGCUCCAAGAUUCUCAUUGUCGCCUGCAUACAGGUAGGUAAAAAAGAACUAUAAUCUAACUUGGUGACUUUCUGUGUAAUCUUGCUAUGGGGGUAUUCUGGCAUCACACUACUGACUGUGGGAUUUCAGUGCAGCACUUCUCAUACGGCAUGGUGCUUAGUUUUGAGGCCUAAUCUGGAAUCAGCAUUAGGCAAACGGACUAUGAUGCUGACACUUGUGCCUCAGACCCGUGAUUUCUUCGUGCAUACGACUUGCUUCUUCUGUCUUCACCGUGUGAUAAAAGACAUUUUUAUAGAGUUCAAUGGGAGGGGAAAAUGAGUUCAAUCUCUGCAUAAUUUUACUACUCAUGGUCUCCAUUGUGUAUAGGAGCGGUUGCUUUUAGUUCAUAUUGGCUAUAUAUUAAAAGUUGUAGGAAAACUCUUUCAUGGUCAGGCAGAUAAAUGCAUUGGUAUUUUUCCCUUUAUAAUAGUGGUUGCUCUGUUAAGUUUGAGGUAGUAUUGAAUUAGUAUUUUGUAACUGUAGUGUCAAGUUAACAUAAUACGGGUGGCCGGCUGUGGGAUGAUGACUGAUAAUGUAAAAAAAAAAAAAUAAUUUUAGAGCUCCCCUUAACUCUAAUCCAUGCAUCUUACCAAAAUGUAUAGGUUACUUUGCUUACUACUUGAUGAAAACAAAAACAAUAGGGGUUUUAUAUCUAAUGUAGUUGAUGA
This is a messenger RNA of Protobothrops mucrosquamatus (brown spotted pit viper), 5666 nucleotides long. It is a transcript of the gene SFPQ, whose product is annotated as splicing factor proline and glutamine rich. Gene Ontology annotation, molecular function: RNA binding. The coding region runs from base 1 to 2010 and encodes 669 amino acids. The transcript is spliced from 10 exons. Gene Ontology annotation, cellular component: nucleus. Gene Ontology annotation, biological process: regulation of DNA-templated transcription. Lineage: Eukaryota; Metazoa; Chordata; Lepidosauria; Squamata; Viperidae. The record is from RefSeq and is a predicted model, not a curated record.